AACUAGUGGUAUAAAACACGUGAGGCCAUACCGACCGCUCAAAGUCGCAUAUACCUCGUUAACCUGACAGCUUGCGGUCUGCCUCCGCACAGACAAUACAGAGGCAGCACAUUUAGAUGACAGAAAAACAGGAGACACAUGACAAGCUGUGGGACGAGUUCAACCUUCUGGACUGAGCACGAGAAUGCAAAAGAAAAGUGUGUUUGAUUCUCCAGAGCUGGAUAAAUGUCAUACAUGCGGGAUAGUUUCUGCUGCUCGGGACUUUUGAGCUGAGUUGUGUCUAAUGGGCGAACACACACUUGGAUUUCUGCUCAUAACAAAAGGGACUGCCACGAGAAAAGGCAUUAAGCGAGGAGUUUUCCAUCAUUAGUUCCCACAGGAGGCUGACACAAACACCAGCAGGGCUCAUCAGUGUGACUUGACGGCUGAUUGACACUGACCUUGGCAGUCCUCGCUUGUGAAUCUGCAACGUUUCUCAACUACCGAGCGAAGCAAAUGCAGAGAGAAAGAUGCAUUUGGGUAAGGCUUUACUGUUUGUCCUCCUCCUCAACUGCGCGACUCUGAGCUCGUCCCUGUCCACUUGUGCCACCGUGGAUAUCGACCAUGUGAAGAGGAAGAGGGUCGAGGCGAUACGGGGUCAGAUUUUGAGCAAACUCCGACUCACGAGUCCUCCGGACUCGCUCGGACCCAGUAAGAUCCCGUAUCAAAUCCAGGCUCUGUACAACAGCACCAAGGAGCUACUGGAGGAGCUCAGGAGGGAUCGGCAGCAAAGUUGCGGUCAGGACAACACAGAGACAGAGUACUAUGCCAAGGAGAUAUACAAAUUCAACAUGGUCUACGGGCCGCCAGAGAGCAACGAUCUGCUCUACUGCCCAAAAGGCAUCACCUCCAAGGUUUUCCGCUUCAACGUCUCCGCCAUGGAAAGGAACUCAACCAACCUCUUCAGAGCAGAGUUUCGAGCUCUGAGGGUGCCAAACUCAAGUUCCAAGAGGAAUGAACAGCGGAUUGAGCUCUACCAGAUCGUGAGGCCAAACGAACACAUUAGGAAGCAACGCUACCUUGCAGCCAAGAACGUGCUGACCAAAGGCACACCAGAGUGGGUCUCCUUCGAUGUGACUGAGACAGUGCGGGAAUGGCUGCUGAACAGAGCAACUAAUUUGGGUCUGGAGAUCAGUGUGCACUGUCCCUGCCACACCUUCAACCCCAACGGUGACAUCAUUGACAAUGAGAAUGAGGUGCUGGAGGUGAAGUUUAAAGGCGUGGAUGGAGAUGAGGAGCAGAGUCGCUGGGAUCUGGAUCACCUGAAGAAGAAAAAGGACCAGUACCUGCCUCACCUCAUCCUCAUGAUGAUCCCACCACACCGCCUGGACACUCAGUCCCCACGCCGACGCAAGAGAGCGCUGGACACAAACUACUGUUUCUCAAACACGGAGGAGAGCUGCUGUGUUCGCAAGCUCCACAUCGAUUUCCGGCGUGACUUGGACUGGAAGUGGAUCCAUGAGCCCAGUGGUUACGAUGCCAACUACUGCUCCGGGCCCUGCCCUUACCUGAGGAGCUCAGAUACAACACACAGCUCGCUGCUGAGCCUGUACAACACUCUGAAUCCGGAGGCAUCGGCCUCUCCCUGCUGCGUCCCCCAAGACCUGGAGCCCCUCACUAUACUCUACUACUCUGGACGGACCCCCAAAGUAGAGCAGCUCUCCAACAUGAUCGUCAAGUCUUGCAAGUGUAGCUGAGUGGACGUGAAAGGCGAGGCAGCACGGCAGGAUUUUACUCGGUACUGACGAAAAACCCAUGCUCGUUGACUUUUGGACUCUUAGCUGUGACAAAUAAAGACCCUGUAAACAAAGACCCUGUGGCCUCAUGGCUUAGAUCUGAACACCACUCUGGAGGUCACACCUUUUUUUGAGGAUGCAGAUUUUCUUAAAAACUUGAGGUCAUCAUUUUCCCCUCUCCCACUCUGGAUGACAGGUAGUUAUUUUCAUUUUAAAAAGCCCAAAACAAAUUUCAUAUAAUAUUUUCUUCUAGAUUUGUAAAGGUGGACAACACACUCCCAUAGCUAGAUUACAGAGAGCCAUGUACAAAUAUAUCUGUGACAAAAUGGGAGCUGCUUCAUGGACAAUGAAUGAACAUAUUUUGUGGUGUGUUUUCUGCUUGAGAGUUCAAGCAAAUAUUCCACAAAGUUAUAGUCUCUACAUUGUCAGUAGAGCAGCUUUUCUGUCUCUAGCCUUAGGAUGAUAAUAUUAAUAGUCACAAAUAUAGAUUGUGGUUGAAGAGUUCUUUCAGGCUGGAUUUUACCUUUGCCUUAAGUUCCCUUCCAUUCAAACAGUGGACAUUAUCUUCAAACACAAAAGGAGAAAGGACAGACUCGCUGCUGUAUCCAAAGCCAUAGCUGUGGUCAGGGAAAAGGAGAGCUGAGAGAAUGCCUGCUGGAUUUGCAAUGGAAAGUGAAUGAACAAAGAAGUUGAGCCAAGCUUUUCUUUUUGGCCAGCCAGCAGCAAUGGCCUUUUUUUUUUUUUUUUUUU
Messenger RNA from Epinephelus fuscoguttatus (brown-marbled grouper), 2525 nucleotides. Its product is annotated as transforming growth factor beta-3 proprotein-like. Gene Ontology annotation, biological process: regulation of cell population proliferation; transforming growth factor beta receptor signaling pathway; SMAD protein signal transduction. Gene Ontology annotation, cellular component: extracellular region. The record is from RefSeq and is a predicted model, not a curated record. Gene Ontology annotation, molecular function: type III transforming growth factor beta receptor binding; cytokine activity; type II transforming growth factor beta receptor binding. Bases 510 to 1736 code for a protein of 408 amino acids. The transcript has 7 exons. Lineage: Eukaryota; Metazoa; Chordata; Actinopteri; Perciformes; Serranidae.